CGUAGAGCCACCUUUGAGCGGAACGGUGGUCGCCCUUUGGCGAAUAUGCAACUUCACACCUUUUGUUGCGCAACACCACAGGACGCUACCAGCUGCUUUGGGGUACGGUUUUUGCCACCAGGGGUGAACAACAAUGCGUCAGAACAAAUGAACGGAGAGGAUUUCUCCGAAAAUCUUCUACCCGGCGAAGAGAAAACCGACGAUGGAACCAUGUAUGGCUGGAAUUGGCCGAUUUCCUUUGCUCCCGAUAAAAGAAGUUCGGCACAGCUGCGAAUGAGCGUAAAGCAUGUCGAUUGCUGCUUCCCAGGAUUGAGGGAUAUGUGUAUGGUCAUGGGAUGGAGCAGUUCUUGCACUUGCUAUUAG
This is a messenger RNA of Amoebophrya sp. A25, 363 nucleotides long. NCBI's taxonomy places the organism in Eukaryota, Dinophyceae, Syndiniales, Amoebophryaceae. The record is from the annotation of a GenBank genome assembly.